Messenger RNA from Cinara cedri, 414 nucleotides. NCBI's taxonomy places the organism in Eukaryota, Metazoa, Arthropoda, Insecta, Hemiptera, Aphididae. The record is from the annotation of a GenBank genome assembly.
AUGAAUUCGUUAGAAACAGCCCCAUUUGAUGAAAAAAAAAUUGCUGUUUUGUCAAGACCGUGUCACAAAUCUAUGAAAACAAUGGCAAAAUUGCAUGAAUUUGGCUUCAUUUUGCUUCCACAUCCACCAUAUUCGCCAGAUCUGACCCCCCAGCGACUUUUUCCUGUUUUAGACCUCAAAAGAACCCUCGCUGGAAAAAAAUUUAGCGCCAAUGAAGAAGUAAUCGCUAAAACUGAAACCUAUUUUGAAGCAAAAGACAAAUCGUACUACAAUAAUGAUAUCAAAAAGUUGGAAAUUCGCUGUAAUUGCUGGCGAUGUAUGGCGAGGCUGAGAGCAGACAAUUGGCCAAGUCAUUUACUGGAAGCCGAAGAGCAAAAGACCACUCGGCCGCCCAAGACAAAGAUGAGUAGAUAG